UGGUGGGCUAAUAUUCGUGGGAGUAGGAAAUACCUUAUAAAAUUUGCACCAAACCAAAUAUUUUAUCAUGUAGUUCUGCCUUUGCUGAUGAAAUAAAUAUAUAUGUAAUCUCUCUCCCUCACUAUCUACGUUCAAAGGCUUCUGUAUAAUAGUAUCUAAAGCACUUAGGUUCAAAGGCUUCUCCCUCACUAUCGACGUUAUGUCUUUACAGCGCCGUGAUGAUCAUCUGACCAAAACCAUAAGCGACGCACCAGGUAAACUGGCACGAUGUCUCCCAUCCAAAGUUAAAGAACUUUUAAGAAAGAAAUGUCUUUCAGAUUCAUUCUGGAACAAGAUGAUUGUAAUUUCAUGUGUUAUUGCAAUUUCCCUAGAUCCCUUGUUCUUAUACAUUCCAUUCAUCGAUGAGGGAAAGAGAUGCCUUGGAAUGGACAAAAGGUUGUGGGAUGUGGCUCUGAUUUUGCGAUCUCUAACGGAUAUCACUUUCGUGGUGGAUAUUGGAUAUCAAAUCUAUGAAGGGCUUAAUCAAGCCUACAAGGAGAUCAACGGAAGGAAGUCGGACUGGCAAAAGGAUUGGCAACCGACGUUAAUAAGAAGAGAUGAGAUAAUUCCAUUUGCUAAGAUUUUCGCUCGGGAUUUGACGUGGCGUCCUUUGGUGACUGACCUUCUCUCUGCUUUUCCCAUGCCACAACUUCUAAUGAAAGUUUUUUUCAAAAUGUGGUGGUCGGGAUAUUCAGAACCGAGAAAGGUUGUCAACUUUUUUCUUCUCAUCCAAUAUCUGCCAAGAAUUUAUCGAAUUAUCUUAGCUUCUUCCGAACUUACAAGGACCAUCAGAAUACCGAUCAAAGCUAUAUUCAAUUUCUUUUUAUACAUUCUUGCUAGCCAUGUUAUUGGAGCCUUUUGGUACUUCUAUUCCAUUGAACGAGAGACCCUCUGUUGGCACCAGGCUUGUCAAAAUCAAAUAGAUCCCGAGAGAUGCAUGAGUACCUUUUAUUGUGAUCAUGACAAUUCUGCCCAACCAAAUAUUACAUUUUUUGAUGAACAUUGCAACAUAGAUGUUCCAUACAAUGCUACAGAGCCGUUUAAGUAUGGAAUAUUUCUUGAUUCCCUUAAGUCUGGUAUUGCGGGGAAUAAACAUUUUCCAACAAAGUUAUGCUACUCCUUCUGGUGGGGUCUGAGAAAUUUGAGCAACUUUGGCACGAAUCUCGCGACAAGUAGUUCUCUGUGGGAAAACUUGUUUGCAAUUCAAAUUUCUAUCACUGGCUUGCUAUUAUUUGUAUAUCUCAUUGGAAAUGUUCAGACAUUCAUUCAGAUGAGAACCACACAAUCUGAGGAAAUUAGGAAGAAGAUUGAAUUUAAAAAAGAAGCGACAGACAUGUGGAUGGAGAAAAAUGCCAUUCCUGAUGAUAAAAGGAAGGAAAUCAGGAAAAUGAUAAAAAGAAGCGACAGACACCUGGAAGGGGACAAAGAUGCUGUUUUGGAGAAUCUAUUCAAUGUUGUUCCCGGUUAUAUGCAAAAAUUCCUAAAGCAUUUUCUCUGCAUGAAAAUUCUAAAAGAGGUUGAUCUCCUUCAACUUAUGGAUGACAGUGUGCUGAAAAUGAUGUGCGACUGUCUGAAGCCAGUGACGUACGCGGUAGAUCACAUCAUAUUUCCAAAGGAGCACCCAAUUGACCGCAUGCUUCUCAUUAUAAAAGGCACUGUAUUGACCUACAGCAUAACUCCUAUUCCUAGCCUUACACCUGGUGAAGAAACAACAAAAGAUUCUGGUGCUGCCCCAUCAAUGGCCACCAAGCAACUUGGGAAAGGUGGUGUUUAUGGAGAAGAGCUUCUGACGUGGGCAUCGCCCGAGAAAACUGGGAUUGACAACCUUCCUACCAGCAACGAAUAUGUGAAAUGUCAUACAAAAGUAGAAGGCUUUGUUCUCUCAGCCCAGGACUUGCUAAAGGUAGUCUCCAAAUCCAAACAGUUGUGGAAGUUAAACAUAGGCCCUUGAUCUCCCUCGCAACUUCUACAGCGGCUGGUCCGGGACAUUAUGUACGGAUAUCCAGUUUUUAUUUACUUGUGUUUUUGAGUGCUUGUAUCGUACUUAUGCCGUAAACUGCUUCCAUAAAGAAGGAAGAAGAACAUCAACUUGAAAUUAAAUCUUGUAUGUCGUAAACAGUUUGAGGUUUAUAUUGCAAGGUUUGCAUGCUUUUUAAUUUAA
Molecule: messenger RNA, 2200 nt
Organism: Prunus avium (sweet cherry)
Lineage: Eukaryota; Viridiplantae; Streptophyta; Magnoliopsida; Rosales; Rosaceae
Product: cyclic nucleotide-gated ion channel 1-like
Source: RefSeq, a predicted model, not a curated record